AUGAUUCUUCCUGACACAUUUCAAACUCUACCCCGGCUAAAACACUUGUAUCUUUCCAACAACCGGAUAAGGAUGAUUCAGUCUGAUACAUUCCAAAAUGUAACCUCACUUCAGACGUUGUCCCUAGCCUUUAACCGGAUAACGUACAUUCAUUCUCAAGCAUUUAAAAAUCUGCCCCAUAUCCAAAAGUUGUACCUACAAAAAAACAAGCUGUCUGCCAUUCUCCCUUCAGCUUUUCGUAUGUUGCUAUCUAUUCGUACCGUAAUAAACGUUGACGGGAAUCCCUGGCAGUGUGACUGUAUGAUGGCUCCUUUCAGGCUGAAUACCACAAAUUUUCAGUCACUUACAGACAAGAUUAUAUGUUCCCAACCCGCCAACGUUCAGGGACGAAAGCUCACAGAUGUCGAUCCAGAAGACUUAAUAUACUAG
Messenger RNA from Branchiostoma belcheri (Belcher's lancelet), 429 nucleotides. RefSeq names its product reticulon-4 receptor-like. The transcript has 2 exons. The record is from RefSeq and is a predicted model, not a curated record. Gene Ontology annotation, molecular function: protein binding. Lineage: Eukaryota; Metazoa; Chordata; Leptocardii; Amphioxiformes; Branchiostomatidae. The coding region runs from base 1 to 429 and encodes 142 amino acids.